This is a messenger RNA of Scheffersomyces amazonensis, 2307 nucleotides long. RefSeq names its product signal recognition particle subunit. Gene Ontology annotation, biological process: SRP-dependent cotranslational protein targeting to membrane. The transcript has a single exon. The record is from RefSeq and is a predicted model, not a curated record. The coding region runs from base 187 to 2196 and encodes 669 amino acids. Gene Ontology annotation, molecular function: 7S RNA binding; protein binding; ribosome binding. Gene Ontology annotation, cellular component: signal recognition particle, endoplasmic reticulum targeting. Lineage: Eukaryota; Fungi; Ascomycota; Pichiomycetes; Serinales; Debaryomycetaceae.
GUAUACUUACUAUACAUAUAGAAGUGCGCACUAACAGUACAUUUUUUCAAAAGAAUGGACAACACAAAAAAAUUUUUCAAGCACCACACGACUAAAUCACUACGAACAAUCUUUGAAGGAAAAUAGUAGUGGCUAUACUGGCAUUAGAUUAGUCCCUGUAACAUCACCCCCAGCAUAUACGACAAGAUGAGUAAUUCCAUAGCUGAAGCAUUUAAGAAGUUAAAUGUUUCGUCAAGUUCGGAACCAUCUGAUCAUGAGAAUAUUUAUUCAGUAUCUUAUGAAUAUUUAUCCCGAGUUAAGAACUUUAAUGAUGCUAGAUCAUUUAAGACAUGUUUAGUAGCACUUAUUAAUUUAGAUAAAUAUUAUAAAGCAUUUGAAAUUAUUAAAAAGAUUACUGAUCAUGAAUUGAUUAGUGAUGCUAUUUUAGAGGUGGCAUAUGUUUAUUAUAAAUUAGGAAAGUCUAAUGCUUUAAAUGAAUUAUAUAAUAUUCAAAAUAAAAAUAUUGAUAAUGAAGGUGUAAGACUUGGAUUAAAUCAUAUAUUAGCUCAAAAUUAUUAUAAAGUAGGUGAUUAUAAUAAAGCAUUGAAAUUAUAUCAUGAAUUAAUUGAAAAUAAUAAAUAUGAUAAUAAAUCUGAUUUAAUAAUUAAUGAACGAGCCGUUAUCUCCCAAUUAAAUUUUAAUCAACAAUUAAGAUUAACAUCUGAAUUUUCAAGAGAAGAUAAUUAUGAUUUAUAUUUUAAUGAAGCAUUAAUUGAAUUAGCUAAUUCUAAUUUAUCUGUAUCUUUAGAAUAUCUUGAAAGAGCUCAAGAAUUAUGUUUAACUCAAAAUGCUCAAUGGUCAAAUUCUGACUUAUUAAUUGAAUUAUUACCAAUAAAAUUAACCAUUGCAUAUAUUUAUCAAUUACAAGGAGAUGAAGCCAAAAGUUUAACUAUUUUACAUGAAUAUAAUAAUGUUGAUAGUACGAUUAAUGAUUCCAUGAUAAAAUUAAUUAUUAAGAAUAAUUUAUAUGCAUUAGAUAAUGAACAAAUUAAUGCAAAUGUUAUUGAUAGUGAAAUUAAUUAUCAAAAAAAUUUACAACAGUUAAAUGCUAAAUUAACUAAAUUUCAAUACCAAGUCCUUUACAAAAAUGAUCUUUUAUUAAGAUACUUAAGUGGAACAUUAAGUAAAUCUCGUUUAACUACCAAUUUCAUAACUCAAUACAUUCAAGAUUUCCCUGGUGAUUAUUUACCAUUAGUUUAUAAAAUAUUACUUGAUUUGGAAAUAUCGUACAAAGAUUUAUCAGAUUCAACUAAAUUGAAAACCAUAGGUAGAAAAUUAUUUAAAUUUAUUAAAUCAAUCGAAGACAAAUCAAAACCUGAAUUGAAACUUGGAUUAUUAUUAUUAGUAUUUAUCAAUGAAAAAUCUAAUAAUUUUGAUCAAUCUUUGCCAUUGUUAGAAGAAUAUACAUCCAAUGAAAUUUCAACAAGAAGCAAUGAGAAAUUAACUCCAGCAAUUCACGGAGCUUAUAUUCAAAUUCUAGAAAAUUUUAGAUAUACCAAGAAAUUGGGUGAUUAUUUAAAUGAAUUAAUUGACUCUUUAUUUGCUACUGAUGCCAAUAUAAUUCGUCAAGAUUUGAAUUAUUUUAAUUUCAUUAAGGUAAUUGCAUUUAAAUCAUUAAGUCAUCCAACUUUACAAGAAGAAUCAUUAAAAUUAUUCAAACAUUUGAAUGAUAUUUAUGAAAAUGAUAAAUUAGUGUCAUCAAUUCUUUCAAAUAGUGUUGAUUCAUUAUUAUCAAUUGAAGAAUUAACUUCUAAUGUUCAACCAAUUGAUGAUUUAUUAGCUGUUAGUAAUAUUGAAGAUUUAUUACCAUCUGUUGGAAGUAAUAAAGGUGUUACUAAGAAGAUAGGUAAAGUAGUUAAACCAAAGAAAACUAAAAAGGCUAAAUUUGGUCCUAACAAGAUUCUUAAGCCUGAAGGUAGUGAUUUAGCUCUUGAUGAUGAAAGAUGGUUACCUAUGAAAUUAAGAUCAUAUUAUAAACCAAGUAAAAAGGAAAAGAAAAAGGGUAGUCAUCAAGGAGCCAUUGAAAGUCCAACCAGUAGUGCUGCAUCUACACCAGCACCUACUUCUGCUUCAACAUCUAAUGCUCCAGCCAAGAGUAGUGGAAAUAGUGGAUCUUCAAGCGGAAAGAAUAAGAAGAAAAAGAAAGGUAAGAAAUAGACCAGUAACAUUAUUAAUUAAUACAUAAUACUUUGUAAUCAUUAAAUAUUUAACGAUUUUCUUUUACUCUGUUGUAUUGUUAAAUUAUCUGUAACCCCAGUAACGACGGUA